UCUCUCUCUCUAGCUACUGUGGUCACGUGACUUGGCCAAAGUUUCACUUUGUUGCGGAAUGAAGAAGAACAAGAAGACGCCCCAUGUUUGCAACCAGGCAUGAGGGAUGGAGGGGACAAAAAGCCGUGUCAUGUGCAUCAAGUUCAGACCUUCCACCAUGACACCUUGCUGAUAUCCACUGGACCGUGCCGUGUGCCUCCAGAAGGUGACCAUGGCCCAGGAUCUGGUGCUAAAGCAACGUAGCGAGAUCCUCUGCGGUCUGUGCUCCAGCGGCUCGUCCGAGCCCCUCGAGAGGGUUCUGGAUGUCCUCCUGGCCCGCGGGGAGUUUUCGUGGGAGGAUUACCUCAACGUGCGAGUGCAGGGGAGGCCGCUUCAUGCCAACGCCAGGCAUCUGCUGGAUCUGGUCUACGCCAAGGGGGAGGCAGCGUGCCAGGCCUUAACCGAGGCUGUCCGGCAGUUCCGGCCCGAAUCUCCAGGCCUUGUCACUGGGACGCUUCUGACGCAAAGACCCAGCCUGGUGGGAGAGCUCCAAGGCUGCGUGGACGGAGCUCUGGAAGCUCUUCUGGAAUCGGGAUGCUUCACCCACGAGGACUGUGGAGACGUACGCUUGCCUUUGCACACACCUGCGCAGCAGGCCAGACGCUUGCUGGAUCAUGUGAGCUCCAAAGGGGAGUCGGCGGCUAACGUGGUGCUACGCUACGUUGAGCAAAAGCAACAGCAGGGGUGCAACCUGACAGUAGAGAAGACCACACCCAAAGAACUCCUUAUCUAUGAGAAAAAGUUGCGCAGUUCUGUGUCGGCCCAGUCCGUCUUCCUCAGUACGUACGGAGGAACCGACCACAUGUCGCUUGAUGACAUCUACACCCAAGGUCAAUUGGAGGUGGCGCACGACUGCAAGGAUCAAGCACAUCUGGACCUGGAGGAUAUCGUAGGACCGCCAGGCACUGCGAAUGAGGAGGCGGACACGGUCCUGGUAUCCGGAGAUGCGGGUAGCGGUAAGAGCACCUUACUCCAAAGGCUGCAUCUUCUCUGGGCUCGAGGCGCCAGCCUCCCCGAGUUCGUCCUCCUGUUCCCUUUCAGCUGUCGGAAGCUCAAUUCGGAACUCAAUGAGCUGUCAGUCCAAGAACUGCUCUUCCGCCACUGCUGCUGGCCCGACCGCAACCAGGAUGAGAUCUUCCGCUUCAUCCUGGACCACCCGCACCUCGUGGUCAUCACGUUUGACGGCCUCGACGAGCUCAAGCAGAGCUUCUCGGACGAGCGCAGAAUCUGUUGCCCGACGCAGCCCGCCCCCGUACACGAACUAUUAUUCAACUUACUCCAGGGGUCCCUCCUGAAGGGGGUUCGGAAGGUGGUGACCAGUCGUCCGGAAGCUGUGGGUCCGACAUUGAGGAAGCAUCUGCGCAAAGAACUCUUCCUUAAAGGCUUUUCCCCCGAUGGGAUCAAUUGUUUUGUCAAGAAACAACACAGCGACUUGUCGGUGGCCUCGAAAGUCUUGGCGUCCAUUCAGGCCAACACGGCUUUAUUGGGACUCUGCCACAGUCCCGUCCUCUGCUGGAUUGUCUCGCAGUGUCACAAGGAGCUGCUAGGUUGCGGAGAUGGGACACCGCAGACCAUAACGGACGUGUACCUCAUGAUCCUGCAGCAUUUUUUGCAGCACCAAAGCCCCUCGAAGUCUUCCGCGGGCACCAGUUGGAUUCAGGAGCACCUGGUCGGUAUCUUGCAUCUGGGUCAGCUUGCUUUCCAGGGCGUGGAAGCUUCCUGUUACGUCUUCGAUGGCGCUGACCUGGAGACCUGCUGUGUUACGGACAAAGAAAUCUGUGCGGGGUUCCUAACCCAAAGCAAGGAAAUGUCACGUCACCAGAGUCUUCGGUACGAAUUCCUUCACGUGACCAUGCAGUGUUUCUUUGCCGCGCUUUACAUCGUUUUGUCCAACAAUACGGACCGCUCCACUGUCGCUAAGCUAUUCGAGCUAAAGGCAGCAGGCUUCAAUAGCUCCUGCUUUGGCCCCUGCUUGACUGCGGACCUUGAACAGGGACUGUCCGAAAGCCCCAAUUUACAAAUCGCGGCCACUUUUGUGUCCGGUCUCCUAUCUCAGAGACACAGACACCUGUGGUUGCACUGCACCCCGACAUCCACCGUGGAGAGGAAAGCGCGACAGGUGGUCCGCUGCCUCCACAAAGGCAUGCAGAAGCACUUCAAGUCCAUCCCCCAGCCCGUUGAAGGGGAAAAAAAGAGCAUGCACGCCAUGCCGGGUUUCGUCUGGCUCAUCAAGUGCAUCUAUGAGAUGCGGGAGAGCAAUACGGCCCGGGAGGUCUUGAGCAAGCUGGAGGUGGACCACCUGAAGAUGACCUACUGCAACAUCGGACCGGUGGAGUGCACCGCUCUGGCCUACGUGCUCCGGCACCUGAGGAAUCCCGUGGGAAUCGAGCUGGACAACAACUCAGUGGGCGAUGUGGGCGUGGAGCAGCUGCUUCCCUGUUUGCAUAUUUGCAAGUCCCUCUAUCUCAGAAAUAAUAACAUCACCGACGAGGGGCUUCGAAAACUGAUGGCAAAGGGAAUCCAGUGUGACAACUUCCAGAAAAUUGCACUCUUCAACAACAGGCUGACUGACGCUUGUACGCAACACAUUUCUCAUCUACUGAAGACCAAACAGAAUUUUCUUUCAUUGAGGCUGGGCAACAACAAUAUUACAUCGGAAGGAGCCAAACAACUAGCUAAAGGGCUGGAGCUCAAUCAUUCGUUGAAGCAUUUAGGGCUUUGGGGUAAUAAGAUCGGCGAUUCAGGUGCAGAGGCCAUUGCCGGUGCCCUGGAAGGCAGCAAAACGCUAGAAUGGCUAAGCUUGGUGGGCAACGGUGUGGGCAGUGCCGGAGCUCGUGCUUUGGCCACAAUGCUCGAGAGUGGCACAUCACUGGAGGAAUUAUGGUUGACUGAAAACUGCAUCACCAGGGAGGGAGUGGAGUGUUUGGUUCAAGCCUUGGAGUGUAACACACGUAUCAAGUCAGUAUGGUUAAGGAACAAUCCCCUAAGCCCUGAGGAGGUGGAGGAAAUGACUCGACGUGAAUCAAGACUCAUCUUCUGAUGCUUUUAUUUUUUUAAAAUAAAUAUUUAUUAAAAUGACAACAACUGUGGUAACUUUGCAUGCCCACUGUUCACAAA
Molecule: messenger RNA, 3156 nt
Organism: Syngnathus acus (greater pipefish)
Lineage: Eukaryota; Metazoa; Chordata; Actinopteri; Syngnathiformes; Syngnathidae
Gene: nod2
Product: nucleotide-binding oligomerization domain containing 2
Exons: 10
Coding region: 212-3079 (955 amino acids)
Biological process (GO): regulation of apoptotic process; positive regulation of canonical NF-kappaB signal transduction; defense response to bacterium
Cellular component (GO): cytosol
Molecular function (GO): protein binding
Source: RefSeq, a predicted model, not a curated record